AUGUCGACCGAACAGAAGCUCCCCAGCAGGCAGCGCCGCCCCUCCACAUCAGCUCCCAUUGUGGAUAUCCAGGGCUCCGUUGGUCCCGAAGGCAUCACUCGCCCAAAGCACAAGAGAACCGUCACUGGUUUUGGUCCAGGAGAGAUCAAGAGCGUCGAGGCAUCGAUCCCGGAGCCACAGCGAGAGGCAUGGAAGCGCAACCAGACUGCGGCGUUUAAAUCCUUGGACGAGUUUGAAAAAGAAGUGGUUCGCCAUGUUGAAACAUCGCUUGCCCGCAGCAUGUUCAACUGCGACGAGAAGGCUGCGUACUCUGCCACCAGUCUUGCGUUUCGUGACCGUCUCAUUCUAGACUGGAACAAAACACAGCAGCGCCAGACUUACCGCGAUUCGAAGCGGGUCUACUACCUCAGUCUAGAAUUCCUCAUGGGAAGAGCAUUGGACAAUGCUAUGCUCAAUGUAGGGAUGAAAGAUACUGCCAAGGCCGGUCUUGCUGACCUUGGCUUCCGUAUUGAGGACAUCAUCGGCCAGGAGCAUGAUGCUGCGUUGGGCAACGGUGGUCUUGGUCGAUUAGCCGCUUGUUUCCUCGACAGUCUUGCUUCUCUUGAUUUCCCAGCCUGGGGAUACGGUCUACGUUACCGAUACGGUAUUUUCAAGCAAGAAAUUAUUGAUGGAUAUCAAGUCGAAGUUCCAGAUUAUUGGCUUGACUUCAAUCCAUGGGAGUUCCCUCGACAUGAUGUCACCGUGGAUGUCCAAUUCUUUGGCUCGGUUAAGAAGGUGACCAAUGAGGAGGGGAAGUCCGUGGCUGUCUGGGAAGGUGGUGAAAUCGUAGUAGCGGUUGCCUACGAUGUUCCUAUCCCUGGGUAUGACACACCAACUACCAACAACCUCCGACUCUGGUCCAGCAAGGCAUCGGGAGGCGAGUUUGACUUUCAGAAGUUCAAUAGUGGAGAUUACGAGAGCUCAGUUGCUGAGCAGCAACGUGCUGAGACGAUCAGUAACGUACUAUACCCAAAUGACAACCUUGAGAGGGGCAAAGAGCUCCGCCUUAAGCAACAGUACUUUUGGGUAGCUGCUUCUCUCUACGAUAUUGUCCGCCGUUUCAAAAAGUCCAAGAGAGCCUGGAGAGAAUUCCCAGAGCAGGUGGCAAUCCAACUCAAUGAUACACAUCCGACUUUGGCAAUCGUGGAACUACAGCGCAUCUUGAUCGAUGUUGAAGGCCUUGAAUGGGACUUGGCUUGGGAAAUCGUGACCGGCACGUUUGGCUACACCAACCAUACCGUGCUGCCUGAAGCUUUGGAGAAAUGGCCAGUGGGGCUUGUCCAGCAUCUCCUCCCUCGACAUCUUCAGAUUAUCUACGACAUCAACCUUUUCUUCCUACAGUCCGUUGAGAAACAGUUCCCAGAUGAUCGAGAGAUUCUCACUAGAGUCUCCAUCAUUGAAGAGUCGCAGCCAAAAAUGGUGAGAAUGGCCCACCUCGCCAUUGUGGGCUCUCACAAGGUGAAUGGUGUGGCAGAGCUCCACUCCGAUCUCAUCAAGACGACUAUUUUCAAGGAUUUUGUCGAAAUAUAUGGCCCAGACCGGUUUACGAAUGUGACCAAUGGUAUAACACCUCGACGCUGGCUUCAUCAGGCGAACCCUCGCCUCUCUGAGCUGAUCGCCUCCAAACUGGGAAGCCAUGAGUUCCUCAAAGAUCUCUCACAAUUAAACAAGCUCGAACUUCUAGUUCAAGAUAAAGAAUUCAAGAAGGAGUGGGCAGAGAUCAAGUUUGCCAACAAGGUCCGCCUUGCUAAAUACAUCAAGGAAACUACGGGGGUUAAUGUGAACCCGUCUGCUCUUUUCGACGUCCAGGUCAAGAGAAUCCACGAGUACAAGCGGCAGCAGUUGAACAUCUUUGGUGUUAUCCACCGAUAUCUGACACUGAAGGCCAUGACCCCGGCAGAGAGGAAGAAGCAGAUGCCACGGGUCUCCAUCUUUGGUGGAAAGGCUGCUCCGGGUUACUGGAUGGCCAAGCAAAUCAUUCAUUUGAUCAACGCCGUUGGUUCGGUUGUGAACAACGAUGAAGAUAUCGGCGAUCUUCUGAAAGUACUUUUCCUUGAAGACUACAACGUCAGUAAAGCAGAAAUCAUCUGCCCUGCUUCAGAUAUCAGUGAGCAUAUCUCGACCGCAGGGACUGAGGCCUCCGGAACAAGCAACAUGAAGUUCGUCCUAAACGGUGGGCUCAUCAUUGGUACCUGUGAUGGCGCAAAUAUCGAGAUUACCAGGGAAGUUGGCGAAAACAACAUUUUCCUCUUUGGUAACCUGGCCGAGGACGUUGAAGACUUGCGCCACGCACAUACAUACGGCUCCCACACCAUCGACCCGGAUCUCGCAAAGGUCUUCGAGGAGAUCCAAAAGGGCACAUUCGGCUCUGUGCAUGAUUUCAGUGCCAUGAUCGCAGCCGUCAAAGAUCAUGGUGACUAUUACCUCGUGUCAGACGACUUCCACAGCUAUAUUGAGACGCACAAGCUUGUGGAUGAGGCUUAUCGGAAUCAAGAAGAGUGGGUUGUCAAGUCCAUCACGGCCGUUGCCAGGAUGGGCUUCUUCAGCAGCGAUCGCUGCAUUUUCGAGUACGCUGAUGGGAUCUGGAACGUUGAGCCGUUACCUAGGCGCGACUGA
Molecule: messenger RNA, 2655 nt
Organism: Clonostachys rhizophaga
Lineage: Eukaryota; Fungi; Ascomycota; Sordariomycetes; Hypocreales; Bionectriaceae
Source: the annotation of a GenBank genome assembly